Messenger RNA from Spodoptera litura, 6909 nucleotides. Its product is annotated as DAZ-associated protein 2. The record is from RefSeq and is a predicted model, not a curated record. NCBI's taxonomy places the organism in Eukaryota, Metazoa, Arthropoda, Insecta, Lepidoptera, Noctuidae.
GAGAAUCGUUGCGAAGCGUUUGCUGCGACUGCGUCCAAGUUUAAUUGCGAAUUUCCUGUAUUUCUCGCAACGUAACACAGUUUAUUAACGUUUUAACCAAUAUUUACAUAGUAAAUACAUAAAUGGCUGACAAAAAAGUGACCCCGCCGCUGGGCGCGUAUCCUCAACCGCAGCCCCCUCAGGGGCCCUUCCUGCCCGCACCGCCGCAUCAGGCCGCGCCACAAUAUGGAGUGGCGGGCGGAUCUCCAUACGGCGUGACGUUUGGCGGCGCGGGAGCGGGCGCCGGCGGAGUGUACGCGCCGCCGCCGUACGAACAACUGCAGCACCACCAGGCUAUACCUGCGCUCAGUCAGCAGCUGCCGAUGUACAGUCCGGCGGCGGCAAUGUACGCGGCGGCGGCAGGGUACCCCGGCUACAUCGGGUACCCCGUACAGUACUACCCGUACUACCCCACCGCCGUGCAGCCCUCCAUACAACCACUGCGACCCACCAUCAUGAUCCCCAACGGUUUCGAGGCGGGCGGUAGGUUCGAGGGCCUGGCGCAGACACUGCUGCCGCCCGCGCCGCCCGGCGUGCCCCCCUCCCCCGCGCACCUCGCCGCCAUACAGCCGCAUCAAGUGCUGUGGCGCUAAACAAGGCCGCGGCAGCUAGCCCGACGUUGGAGAUCGCCCGCAAUACUACAUGCCUUACCUCAGUGAGUGGACACUACCUCACUCACUCAACACUCACUCAGUGAGGCGACUGAUCACUCAUUCCCACUCACUUGGAUAAAAUCACUGAUUUAUUAAGAAAAUAGUAUUUUUAACUUAUAAAAUUGCCGAUUUUUUAACGAAAGUUUCAUAGCCAAAAGGCCAGCAAUGCAUUAGUAACUCCUCCGGUGUUACGGGUGUCCAUGGACGGCGCUGAUUGCUUACCAUCAAGUGAUCCACACGCCUUAUCCCAUAAAAAAUUGGCAAUUUUAUAGGUAUACAAUAUCUAAGAUACUAAUGGCGUAAUCAUAGUAAAAAACACGAAUAUAGAAAAGUACGUUUUCUUAGAUUUAACAUAAGCUUUAGACAAAGUGGUUCAUAUGUAAAUGUCAAUCUAAAAAAAAAAUACUUUUUUAUUUAAUGUUUUCUAUCUGUUAUGUGUCUGCAAUCAGUGAUUUUAAAACCUAAAGUGAAUAUAGAAUUUGUUUUAAAGGAAAAUAAACUUUAUGGUCAUAAUAAUAAUGUUCAUAAUAUCACAAGUAUUGUUGUUCGAAAUAUAUGGUUGCUAUAUAUAUGUUGUAGAUCUGUUAUAGGAUAUAUAUAACGUUAGUUGUAGUUUAAAAGAAACAGUCGCCUCACUAAAUUCUGUGAUUUUACAAAAAAAAAUCUACGGGAAAGGAGCUAUUUGUACGUAAUUAUGUACUUUUAAUUUUUCCUGUAAAAUGUAUUUAUUAAUUUAUACAAAUACAAUAUAAUUAUAUAUAGUUAUAGACACGAAAUUCUCUCCUAUAACUUCCUUUCAAAAUUUUCCGUGUAUAGAUGGCGUGAGCGUAGUUUUAGGUCCUGUAAGACUAAUCAUUAUAUUAUUAAAUGAGAAUCGGACUUAAAACGAUGCCAGCGCCUCUAUCACAGCUUCUAUCGUCUUCAAAAAUUCAUCCUAUGUUUGUUCCAAAAACAUUUUGUAUAUGGACGUAACUACAAUAAUUAUAUGUAUUUGUAUGUUUGUUUGUCUACGAACAAGUGUCUUAUGGGAGAUAUAUAUAAAGAAUAUAUACAGACAUAAUUAUCUCAUAUAUAAAAAUAGAUUUUCAAUCUUAUAUUUUCAGUAUAAAGUUGAAAUUUUAUCAAAAUACCUUGAUGUACUAUAUUUCCUAAGACAUUGGUUCAAGGAAUGAUAACUUAUAUAUAUAAAUUAUAUAUGUUAAUAAUUAUAAUAUAUAAUUAUCAUAUAUUAUAUAAGGGCGUGUCACUACGUCGGUGCCUAGCCUGAAUAAUGACUGUGAUGACGUUUUCACUCGCUAACUUUGCCACCACUGGAAAAUAAACUUUGAUACCAUCGAAUAUGGCUUAGAAUCGAAUAAACAAGAUCUUUAAUAUACAAAAUUGAGUCUAUAGUUUUAGGAAUAAAGUUUAAAAUGAUCUGUUAUGAAAUAUCUUUAUCAAAAUGCUCUCUAAUUUAGUUUUUAGUUUUACAAAUAAUUCGAUUUUAAACAAGAUCUGAAGUUUACACAACAAUAAAACCCCGCAAAAUUACACCAGAAAGCAAUAUACUAUUAAACAAAUUCAGGCUUUAAUAUUAGCCAUAAUCCCCGCUUUUGACUAAUAACCUGGGGAUUAUUAAUUACCGAAACACUACAGCUAGUAGCAAAUAGCUAUCUAUUAGUAACUGAUUACAGUUUUAAAACAGAAAUUACUUAAAGUUAUUUGAAUAACUAGUAUUGUUAUUGUGAAAGUGUGUGGUGAAGUUGUCGAGUGUCUAUGUAACAGCCGUGGGCUGUCGCAACGCUAUAGUAUUAAUAUCGCCGACACAUGAGUAAGACUAGUUUAGAUACGGCGGCGGCUCGGGGGUAGGCAGACAUCUAUCACAACACUACCAUAUUUUACGUACACGUGUCUCAAAACCCUCUAUCAGGAUAAUUCUGUGUGUUAUAAAAUAUGAAAUUCAUUAUAAAAUACAUUUGAAAGUCAAAAUACUUUAAAUACUUCUUCUACGUAAAACUCUGGCGUAGUCAAAGUCAAAUAAAUUAUUUCAAUUAGAUCAAUACAAAGCUUUUAUGACAAUCAAAAUGUUAGAUGAAUAUUCUAUAUCAGUCGAACGAAAUUAUUAGCUGUCAAAACCGACUAAUUAAAAAUUUAAUAAUGUAGUCUAACCAAUGUGGUAUAAUUUUUAGUACAUUUCGGAGGACAGACGUCGGUGAUCGGUCGUUACAUGUAUAAUACUGACUUCCGGACAAGUUCCAAAAAUAAUACUAAGGAAAAGAUGAAAAAGUUUGCAUGCAUAUCUCAAAAGCCGUAUUAAAUAGUUCUCGAUUCAACAAAAUUAUUUUUCUAAAUAAAAUUCUUCGGUUCUAAUACCUUUUAUACGUAUAAUCAUAAGGUUCAGAAUCGUAAAGUUCGAGGUGACGCACAAUUUAUCAGAGGGGCCGCCGCGGGAUUAGUUAUUAUAAAUAAAUAAAUAAAAAAUAUAAACAAAGCGGUUGUGCGUGACGCGAGUGAGAAUGAGUGAGCGAGACGGACAUAUUUCUGUUUGUUACGUUUGUAAGGGGCGUGGUCGGGGGCGGGGUUAUCAGAAAGUUACUAAAAUAUUGUUAAAAAUAGAGAUAUAAGUAAAACGUGUUUGAGAAUGUCCAUUUUGCGUGUUGAACAGACUAUUUGAAAUUCUAUUCGAAAAUAAAGUAUUAAAAUGUAAUUUAGUUCCCUGCCUACGACCCUACGAACGCGGCGCAAUGAUAUAAUAUGUAUAUUUCAGCAUGAUAUGGUAGUUUAAAUCUAAACUCGUUUAUUCGUUCAACUGCCAUUUUCUCACAUGGCAACACUAAACAAACGUUGCCUCCUAAAAAAAACAGUAUUUUUGAAAAUACAAAACUAAAAUAUUCUUUAAAAAUAUUUUUACUAUACAAUGCCAAAUAUUGCGUUGGCAAUACUGUUGCUUGGUGUUGCCAGGUGUGAAUAUUAAUUAAACCGUUAGGUGUAUAUUUCCGAAAGACUUUGGUUUGUAAGCUUGGUCCGUUGUAGACGGACGGAAGAAUCUCAAUUUGUUAUUAUUUAUAUUGUAGAAAGGACAUUGAAACGUAUAUUUAGACAGGGUCAUAUUCAAGAUUUGUCAUAGAUGAUACUAAAAUUAAACGAAAAUAAAGUUGGAAUGUCGAAUAAUUACUUUCAAUGACUUACAACUAUCGUGAGACAUACUAAAUAAAUUAUAUGUUUUUCGGCUCACAAACGUAACUGUUUGACGAGGAACUUGACUACUUUCAAGCCAGUAGCAGCGCGACAUUCGCCGCAGUAUGCUGCUCAGGAAUAUAAGCCUCUAGCAUGGCUUGAUGCUAGUCGAGUUCCUCGUCAAACACUUACAGGAGUAAGCCGAAAAACGUAAUCAUUAAUUAAGAAUAUCAUAAUCUGAGAGACAUAUUUAAUCUAUAAAAUAUAUAUUAUCUAAACACAUAAAGAUUCAAAAGUGAAUUCUUCAUUAUUAUCAUAUAUUCCUAAUAUUGAACGAAAGUCCUGUCCUAACUAUAUGUUACAAUGUCCAAUCCAGAAACCAUUUUACUAUAAAAGUGCAGCAGUUUGUCUUUUACAUUAGUGCGAACUGAUUUAAAAUUACUUUUCCAAACAUGUAGGAAUUUCCGUAACGCAUAACAUAGCUAUUUGAGCUAUGUAUAAUAGUAAUAAUAUUCACGUUUUUAAUUUCUAAGAAUUUCUUUAAAGAACAUGAAAUUUUAUUAUAAAAGAAGAUUAAUAUUCGUUUUCACCAACAACCCCUAAACCAACUCUUAACUAAAAGUUACCUAGCUUGAUGUACCACCUACUUGUACUGUUGGUGGAAACCGUAUCGUUUGGCACCUUUCUUAGCUUAGGGGUCUCUUAAAAUUUAGUAGAAGAUGGUAAAAACGGAAAUAAAUGUACUGAAUUUAAGUCUAAACUCUAUAAAGAUGAAGUCUAUGAUGAGUUUUGUAAGUGUAAUACGGUAAUUCUGUGCUAUCUCUCGAAUGAUUCCUAAGUCAGUUUUUUCUACAUUUUAAUUCCACUAAGCGUUUCGGGACUUACAGUAGCUGACAAAUAUAUGUAUACAAGAAAACAAAUUCAAUUAUCUCAAAAUAUCUUACAUAUUUUUGUCUGUAACUGUAAUUUGAACAUGAAUUUUUAAUCUGCAAUCCCCGUUACGCAAUAUUAUCUCAUAAAUAAGAAAUAAAUUCAAAAUAUAAGCGGACAGUGUUAUUUAACACUAAAAUAAACCGAAUUCAAUGAUUAUUUUUUCGAAAAUAAUGUUAUGAAGUUCAAAUGAUGAAUUUUAAGCAUUUUAUUAUGCGUUUAAAAUUGUCUCUUUUGUAAAUGUUGCGAGUUAUUUCGCGGGGUUAUUUAAACUUGUAUUAGUAGUACGGAUAUAGAGAAAGAACACCAUACAUUUCCAUAAUUAUUACCUCAAAAGUGUAAUUAUUAAGUGACAAAUUAUGUUAGGACACUAUAAUCGUACGACCGGGUCACGCAACCAACGAACUGUACCGUUGUAUGGAGGGUAUCUUACCCGGUGGCAACUUGUUACCGAUGAAAUCUGUUCCGGUGUCACUGUAGAGUGUAAACACCAUGGUUGCGCAACUAGUCGGGCGACUAUAGCGUUUUCUAAUGAACAAGUUAAAGUUUUAAUAUACUCCGCGAGUAACUGUACAUUUACUAGAUACAUUAUUUUAAUGUGAGAUCCAUAGGCAACUAUGAAAUACAUAUAUUGUUUUGAGGCGACCUGACCAUAUUUGCCCAAACGAUCUUGCCUGAAGUAACUUUGAAAUUGAAGCAUAUCUAUUAGAAUGUUUUUUUAAAGAAUAAAUGUUGGGCAAUGUUGGUCUCCUUGCCGAAACAAUAGCCCAGCGUUGGGCGAGAUGAGAUCUUUUUGUACUAGUUUAUAUAUUGAGCCUUUUUGAUUAUAUUGCAUUUUUUGUUGAUUAAAUCAUGUUAUUUGAUUGUAGUAGCGAGGGAGCGAGUGUGACAGGUUGUGUUAGUGAUUUCACUAACUAAAUGUUUUCUAAACAUUGACUUUUCAGAGCAUUUUUUAUUCGGACAAAAUGUAAUGUCAGCGAAAUCACUAACAUGGUCGUAGGAGAGUACCCACUGUGGUAGUUAUUUAUUCCCGGAGUGAGGGACCAUCGGGCGGUAGAUGUCGUGGCAAACUUCUGUGACCACGACAUACAAGCCAUUGAUUGAAAUGAAUUUUUGUUUCCAAAUUACAACUGUAAAGUUUAGCAUCUAAUGCCAUCUUCACACUGCAAGAGAUAUUGUCCAACUGAUUCGGUGGACUGCUUUUUAUUUUAUUUUUUAUUUUUACUAUGGUAACACUGAAUUUUUCGAUUAUAUCUCUUGUGUGGACAGCGCUAAAGUUGAAAUUGUGUACCACAUUAUACGAUUGUAAUAUUUAUCUGUGGUCCAUAUACAAUUAUUGACAACAAAACGAUGUUUUGACUACAAACGAAUGUCAGUAUCGAUGCAUUCGAAUUAAAUCAAUAUACCAAAUGAAUUGAAAACUUCAUCUUUUUGGAAGUUGAUUAGAUUUCUUUUAAAAUUAAUGAAAUCUCAAUAAAUCUCUGAUUUCCAGAUUAAUAGUACGAUUGUAACACACAAAUUAAUUUCAGCUUUAGUGCGAGAGAUGCUAACAGUACGACAUCUUUUAACUUUUUCCUAGAAAAUGAAUUUUUAUUGUUUUAAGUCAUAUAUACCAACAAUGAUUUUAAACGUAAAUCGUAAAGGGCCAGUAUAAUCAUUGCUUUGCAAACGAAUCUAUUUUUAAAUGAAAGCAAAUACCUUGAUAUUUUUAACGAAUUGUAGCAUUUCAUGAUUAUACAGUCCCUCAAUAUUUUCUUGUAACGAGUUAAAGGCUAAGUUUUGUGGCUAAUAUAACAUAGUUUGCCUACUAGUCUACGUAAAACAGCUCAGCGUGUUUAUAUUUGUCCACAAAGCUUCUGAAGCCUCAGGACGAGUUUGUACUAGGUUUGAGUAAUCGAGACCGCGAUUUAGGUGUCAAUUACUUGAAUCAAACAAACUUGUACUAAGGCCUGAUGAAUAUACAGAAUGUUAAAAUUUUUAGUUUGUACGACUUUGUAUGGAAGUCUACUACGACUCGGGUACAUAGUAAGUGAAAGUGGGUUUUGCUCAAAGUAUGGAUCUAUAUUAGCAAGUCACGUGCAAUAUAUAGCAUAAUUAUUAUUUUGUUUCCAAUAAAACUAUUAAAAAUCGA